This is a messenger RNA of Mastomys coucha (southern multimammate mouse), 1418 nucleotides long. It is a transcript of the gene Lrg1, whose product is annotated as leucine rich alpha-2-glycoprotein 1. The record is from RefSeq and is a predicted model, not a curated record. Gene Ontology annotation, molecular function: protein binding. Gene Ontology annotation, cellular component: plasma membrane. The transcript has 2 exons. NCBI's taxonomy places the organism in Eukaryota, Metazoa, Chordata, Mammalia, Rodentia, Muridae. Bases 96 to 1124 code for a protein of 342 amino acids.
CAGGCUCUUCCUGCUUUGCCUCAGAGCAGAGUUGGGGUGGGGACUAUUUAAAGCCACCUUCCUGGGGUCUUGAGGACAGACACGGAGGAGCAGCCAUGGUCUCUUGGCAGCAUCAAGGGAGCUUCCAGGGUCUCAACAUCUGCCUUCCCAGAACCCUGUUCCUCCUCGCCCUCUUGGGCAGGGUGUCCAGCCUCAAGGAAUGCCUGAUACUGCAGUCAGCUGAGGGCAGCACCGUCUCCUGCCAUGGUCCCACUGAGUUUCCAAGUUCCCUCCCGGCCGACACUGUCCAUCUGUCGGUGGAAUUCUCCAAUUUGACGCAGCUGCCCGCCGCCGCCCUGCAAGGGUGUCCGAGUCUGCGGGAGCUGCACCUCUCCAGCAACCGCCUGCAGGCGCUGUCCCCCGAGCUGCUGGCGCCCGUGCCCCAGCUGCGUGUCCUGGAUCUGACCCGCAAUGCUCUCCGCAGCCUGCCUCCCGGGUUGUUCCGCACCUCGGCCGCCCUGAGCACCCUGGUCCUGAGAGAGAACCAGCUGCGGGCGGUGAGCUCGCGAUGGCUUCAGGGCCUGGACGCUCUGGGCCACUUGGACCUAGCGGAGAACCAGCUGCGCUCUCUGCCCGCCGGGCUCCUCGCCAGCCUCGGCGCCCUGCACACCCUCGACCUUGGGCACAACCUGCUGGAGUCGCUGCCCGAGGGACUCCUGCGGGGCCCAAGGCGGCUGCAGCGCCUGCACCUAGAAGGGAACCGGCUGCGGAGGCUGGGGGAUGGCCUGCUUGCGCCCCAACCGUUCCUGCGCGUCCUGUUCCUGAAUGACAACCAGUUGGCCGAGGUGGCGGCCGGCUCCUUCCGGGGCCUAAAGCAGCUGGAUAUGUUGGAUCUGUCCAAUAACUCUCUGUCCAGCACGCCCCCGGGCCUGUGGGCGUUCCUGGGAAGGCCGACCCGCGACAUGCAGGACGGCUUCGACGUCUCCCACAACCCCUGGGUCUGUGACAAGGACCUGGUGGACCUGUGCCGCUGGCUGGACGCCAACCGACACAAGAUGUUCUCACAGAACGACACGCGCUGUGCGGGGCCCGAGGCCAUGAGGGGACGGCGGCUGCUGGACGUGGCAGAGCUGGGGUCCCUUUGAGGAUGGCUACUGGGGUGCGGGCCAAGGACACCCCCCCCCCCCGCGCUCACCAGUGAGCCAAUCUGGUCCCAUGUCAGCGUUCAGAUUCCCAGCAUCUGCCAUUCCCCAUUCCCUCAGCCAGGAAUACUAUUCUCUGACUCCCUCUCCGGCUCCUCUACCCUCGCCCCUACUCUUCCACCUCUCCCUCUUCCUGUGCCCGACCCCAGGCCAUCAUGUGUUUAUCUGGCUUUGACUCAUCUGUUUCAGGGGUCACCAAGGCAGUAAAUAAAACAGCUCCUAGGCUGACUGAACAGC